Acanthopagrus latus (yellowfin seabream) is the source of this 1982-nucleotide messenger RNA. RefSeq names its product gremlin 1b (gene grem1b). Gene Ontology annotation, biological process: animal organ morphogenesis. The record is from RefSeq and is a predicted model, not a curated record. The transcript is spliced from 2 exons. The coding region runs from base 325 to 873 and encodes 182 amino acids. NCBI's taxonomy places the organism in Eukaryota, Metazoa, Chordata, Actinopteri, Spariformes, Sparidae. Gene Ontology annotation, molecular function: BMP binding; receptor ligand activity.
GUCUGCAUGUCUUGAAGUGGGUUCAGGGAAGUGUUGAGGGGGCGGACAGUUUUGAUUUUCUCUACAUUGUGCUUAGCCAAUAAUGUAGAGGGAACUGUUGUGCACAUCUCAGCUGGCAGACAUUUAAAAGGGAGACAGUCCGGCGCUGCAGCAAUUUGUAUUAAACCCCCUGGCCCCUGUCUAUGGAGCGGCUAGUCUCCCACCCAUCCACAGUCCCGCCAGCGUUCAGUCGACAGCAGUAGGUGCCUAUCACCUCGGGAAGGUGCCGUCGAGGACUGACAGGAUCAGAUCAUCGCACUUUGUAGCAGUGGAGGCUCGCGCAGGAUGGCCAACUCGACGCGUAUCUUCUGCAGUAUGGUUUUCAUCAUUGGGCUGCUAUCCUCUCCCGUGGAUUCCAAGAGAAACCGAGGUUCACAAGGCGCCAUUCCUCAUCCUGACAAAAACAACCCAAACGAAUCGGAGCAGCAACCGCAGCCUCCGCAGGCGGGCUCCGGGUCCCGGCAGAGGCAGGGCGCAUCCUCACCAGCCGACGAGGUGCUGGAGUCCAGCCAGGAAGCUUUGCAUGUGACGGAGCGCCAGUAUUUGAAACGGGACUGGUGCAAGACGCAGCCCCUAAAGCAGACCAUCCACGAGGAGGGCUGCGUCAGCCGCACCAUCAUCAACCGCUUCUGUUACGGACAGUGCAACUCCUUCUACAUCCCCAGGCACAUCCGCAGGGAGGAGGGUGCCUUCCAGUCCUGCUCGUUUUGCAAGCCGAAGCGUUUCACCACCAUGACGUUUACUUUGAACUGUCCGGACCAGCAGCCACCCACCAAGAAGAAGCGCAUCCAGCGCGUCAAACAGUGCCGCUGUAUAUCCAUAGACCUGGACUGAAGGCGCGCAGAAAUGUGUUGUGUGUGUGUGUGUGUGUGUGUGUGUUUCAUACUCGUAUUCUUCGCUGUCAGGAUUGUCCUUAUCAAAAGAAGAGAGGCUGUCACGCAGCCAAGAACACGUGCCUGUCUCCACCGGGGAGGACGCACCCAUGAGGGCGCCCUACGCGCGGGCUUCUCCUCUUACACGACGUGUGAAUAAAUGUGGACAUGCAACUUAUAAACCAGAGCUGAACCGCGUUGACCACUGUUACCCCUCACCGGUCUGAAAACAAGCAUCACUGCACGGGAACGCCGACUUGGGAAUGGGCACGUUUUACGCACGGCUUCCUCUCACCUGCAGAGGACUGCGCCACCCCGGUUUAUUUACUCACAAAAAAACAUUUUCCCCGAUUUUGUAUUUCUGUGUGCAUACGUGUUUGUCCAACUGGAUUGUUUCCACUGUGUGGAAUUCGAUGGAUAAGAAUGGGUUAUUUGUAAAUGAGAAAAAUGUGAUAUUAUUUCGAUAGUUCCAGAAUCUUUCAAAGUUAAUUGAUUGAUUUCUUUUUCUCUUUUCUUCUGUAAGCUGGGUCAGUUGUAGAGACCGUAGUGUUUGUUAGUUAAACCAAACGGUGUGCAGCGGUGGUUUCUACAUUAUCGAGGUUAAAUAGUUGUAAAAUGUAAAGCCAUCUUUUGAUGUAAGCGGUUGGUUUUUAUCUCUUUGAUUAAAUUAUCCAUGGAAAAAAAAAACAACAACAACAAAAAAACAUCAAAUAAACGGAUGUUGGAAUAUCCUGCAAAUCAUCUGUUACUCUGCACCUGAAGGAGGAAGGUGUUUCUGUCUCCUCAGACCUUGGGACUCGUUUCAUCGUUAAACUAGUCAGUUUUACGAGAAAAGCGGUUACCUGCUCCAGCUAUCUCUUGAAAUGACGCCAUUUAAACUUCACUAAAUUUUGUUACAUGGCUCACAAAUCUGUCGGAGGGCUGAGGAGAGGGGAACACGGUGCUUAAAGUCAAACGAUGAGGGUUUUUUUUUUUCCAGCCUGGAACGGCCCCAAUUGAACUUUUCUUUUUUUGGUUGCAGAUUUGUUCUUGAUUUAAAAUGGCAAUAAAAAUCUCCCAAGUAUUUUAUGA